This is a messenger RNA of Anopheles bellator, 2015 nucleotides long. It is a transcript of the gene Mob4, whose product is annotated as MOB kinase activator-like 4. The coding region runs from base 34 to 702 and encodes 222 amino acids. The record is from RefSeq and is a predicted model, not a curated record. The transcript is spliced from 4 exons. Gene Ontology annotation, cellular component: cytoplasm. Lineage: Eukaryota; Metazoa; Arthropoda; Insecta; Diptera; Culicidae.
AGCGUUCGAGGAGCGCAGAGAAAAUUUUCAAUCAUGAAGAUGGCUGACGGUUCAACAAUCCUGAGACGAAACAGACCAGGAACGAAAGCAAAGGAUUUCUCCAGCUGGCCCGAUGAGGUGUUCGAGGAGAUGGACAGCACCCUCGCGGUGCAGCAGUACAUCCAACAGAUGAUCAAAAAGGACCCAUCCAAUGUGGAUCAAAUACUCACGAUGCCCGACGGCCAGGAUGAGGGCGUUUGGAAGUACGAACAUUUACGACAAUUCUGUAUGGAACUGAACGGGCUGGCGGUUCGACUACAGACGCAGUGUUUCCCUGCAACCUGCACGCAGAUGACGGCCACCGAGCAGUGGAUAUUUCUGUGCGCUGCCCACAAAACACCAAAAGAGUGCCCGGCAAUCGAUUACACCCGUCACACGCUCGACGGGGCCGCGUGCUUGCUGAAUAGUAAUAAAUAUUUCCCCAGCAGGGUAUCGAUUAAGGAAUCGUCGGUAGCGAAGCUAGGUUCGGUGUGCCGUCGCGUUUAUCGAAUUUUUUCGCACGCCUACUUCCAUCACCGGCGAAUAUUCAACGAGUUCGAGGAGGAAACAUCGCUCUGCCUGCGAUUCACCAACUUCGUAACGAAAUACACGCUCAUGUCGAAGGAGAACUUGAUCGUUCCGAUCCCGGAGGGUGAGCUUACGCCGGGCGAAAGUGAAGCUUAAGGUGCAAUGAAACAGUGGGUCCCUUAUCGCGCCCGUCACUGUCCACGCACCCUAGCACCGCUGGCACGUUUUUUCCCCAACAAAGGCCAUGGCGAAGGCAUUGCAUCCCCUCAAGAAUGGAAAAGAAAUAUGAACUUCACAAAUUCCUUCACCGGUCCCCACAAAAGGCGUGAUCCUUUUCGGGUGAUCCCGUCCCAGCCACUCCGAACAUGAUGCGUGGCUUUUUGAAAAAAAAAAUCAAUCGAUCACUGAUUCUAUUCAACAAGCGACUUUCCUUAGAAUAUAACUCAAACGUAAAUAUAUUUAUAUAUUUUUUCAUCCCAGUUUCUUUCUACCUAUCUUGUUAAUUUUAUAAUUCGACAUCGUCUGCAAAACGAACAGCACUGUACGUACUGUUCUACGGUGACAAUUUAUAUUAGGCAAAAGUAGUAUCGGAACAUUAGCGGGAUCGGAAGCAGACGGAAUCACGUGGUUAGGCAGGCUAGAUGCUAGGAACACCAGCUGACAGUGUAUAUGCGCAUAGACGACCAACCAACACCCUAAUAACAAGAAACAAAAACAAUAUUAAACAAACGCAAAGAGCAUUAACAACGGCAACCGAGGAAAGCACGUAAACAUAAUGGAUAAAACUAUACAUAUAUAAAUAUAUGAAUGUAUAAAUAGUAAAACUAUUAUUUAAUUGAACAAAUUGACACAAUAAUCAACGUUGUAGUGGACGAGGAAGCGAAAUAGAUGAGAAAACAUCGAUCUGCGCGGAGAUCUAAAAUUUAACAACACGUACCACGGGCCGCAAUGAAUCCGAAUCCAAGAGUUUAAGAGCCGAUGGUUUCUGGCAUAGAUGAAAGCGGAAACGGUUUUCAAAGUUCAAAGCAAUAACGGACAGCAGCCGGACAAGAGAAAGAGGUGCCGUUUGGACACCGGUAAAGCGAUAACGGGUCCGCAAAACGCCGGAGGGACGGUGAACCUUUUUUGCGAUGCUGCCUUUUUCUAAACUAUUUCAUUCAUUACUAGAGUCUUAUGUUCGACAAUCGCAUGUGCCAGAUGGAACCGUACCUCCGAUCCCAUUGCACGGUGUUUUCAGUUCUAUGUUACAAAACACGUAUUGGAAGAUCAAGUCAUUUUUACACAAAACGCAGGAACAGUUCAAACAUAGAAUCCCAAAAACUAGCUCGGAUGGCAAUUAAACCACCGACCAAACAAACAAAAUGGGAAUACCACAUUUCGCCGAGGUACCGUAACUUCUUAGCUUUGGCAUGUUACGAGCAAAGUAUCAACACUAUUAUGUACGGGCGGAUAAAAUAUGAGAAAAGUAA